AUGUGGAAAGAGAUGGUGGAAAUGGUCCCAGAAGGAGAGGAACCACUUGAUGUUCUCGUUCGUGCUACCCGUCAAGCAGAGGCGCAGUGCUGCACCUGCCAGCAAGGGCCACCCGGACCAGAUGGACCACCAGGUGCACCGGGCAAGGAUGGAGCUCCAGGAGAGGGACCAGGAGCCCCAGGACCACCAGGGCCCGAUGCUGACAUCCACGACCGGCUGCUGCCAGUUCCACCGCAAUGUCCAUGUCAAGCUGCACCGGGACCUGUUGGACCACCAGGGCCACCUGGACCAGAUGGACAACCCGGCAAUGCCGGACCAAAUGGUGACGAUGGAGCACCAGGAGCUCAAGGUCCACCAGGACCACCGGGUAGCCCGGGCCAGAACGGACAGCCUGGCCAACGUGGACCACCGGGAGAACCCGGACAGCUCAUUCCCGGAGAGCGACCACCACCAGGACCACCUGGACAGCCCGGACGACCGGGUGCCCCGGGACAACCCGGCCGACCUGGACCACCAGGAAAAGAUGGCGAAAACGGUGGACCUGGCGGCCCCGGAGAACCAGGACAACGCGGUCCACCUGGCCCGAACGGACAACAAGGACCACCAGGAGAAGCUGGUCAACCGGGUGCACCGGGAAGCUGCGAUCACUGCCCACCGGCACGUCUUGCUCCGGGUUAUUAG
This is a messenger RNA of Gongylonema pulchrum, 681 nucleotides long. The record is from the annotation of a GenBank genome assembly. Lineage: Eukaryota; Metazoa; Nematoda; Chromadorea; Rhabditida; Gongylonematidae.